AUGUGGUUCCACCUGAGUGGCUGCACUCAAAUCACUGUCAAGGGAGAAGCUUCAGUGGACUCAAGACACCCCCACCUGAACCUGGACCCGGGUCUGAACCUGGGUCUGAACCCGGGUCUGAACCUGGGUCUGAACCUGGUAUUCUACAGUAUUAGCACUUUGGUUUGCUCGCCGUCUUCCCGUCCAGCAGGGGUCGCUGCUGGCUCUGAACGCGGUGUCUCUGUUUACCUUCCGCUGGCUGUCUUUGUCCGCUCGGAGACUCGAGCUGUGCAGACCGGAGGACCGGAGGAGGACAGGAGGACAGGAGGACAGGAGGAGGACCAGAGCACCGGAGCACCGGAGGACAUGUCCCCCUUUUCGCCCCUGCGGGUGUCGCUCCAGCAGCGGAUCCUCUCGGCCGCUGAGCACUUCCUGCUGCAGCUGGAGGAAGCAGAAGAAGCGGCUCGAGUCCCGGCGCUGAGAGCGAUGCUCACCGAGCGGCUAACGGCGGAGAUCGUCGCUGUGUUGGAGGAAACCGUGGCGGAGUGGGAGGAGCGAGUGGAGCGGUCCCAGCGGGAGGUCUGCCGCCAGAGGAGGCUGCUGGAGGCCGUGAUGAAGCCCGAGGUCCGGCUAACAAGAGCAGAGCUGCAGCCGUCCCUGAACCUGGAGUCAGACCUGAACCAGCCUGAGCCCACGGACAGUGAUGUGUCCUCCCCACCCCCCCGCUUCCCCUCGCCACCCCCCCGCUCGCCCUCCCCACCCCCCCGCUCCCCCUCGCCCGAGUCUCCGAGCAGCGCCGGCGUCCCCAGCGACAGUGACCCCGACAGCGACUGGGCCGAGCAGCCCCCCCCCCUCAGACCUCAGAGGAAAAAGAAGAGAGGCCGACCGCCGCUUGGCGUGAAAAACAAACGCAAGCGCUCGACGCCGUCUCAGUCGUUCCAGUGUCUGGUGUGUGGCCGGGCGCUGCUGGGGAAGGGCUUCCUGCUCAAACACGUGCUGCAGGUCUGCGCCAAAGACAGACAGCACCGCUGCGGCUACUGCGGCGAGCGUCUGGACUCGGCCGGCGAGCUGAAGUCUCACCUGCAGCGCCACCGGGACACGUGCAGAACCUGCUCCUACUGUGGGAGGAGCUUCCAGUCCAUCCUGGCCCAGGAGCUGCACGUGCGCCUGCACACGGGAGAGAAGCCGUUCAGCUGCAGCGCCUGCGGCAAGAUGUUCAGCCAGAAGGGAAACCUGACGAGUCACCUGCGCGUGCACGCCGCCGAGAAACCCUUCCAGUGUCCCGAGUGUGGGCGGGCCUUCUGUCACCUGACCUCGUUAGACCGCCACCUGCAGCAGCACAAGGCCCCGGCGGUGCACCGCUGCAGCGUCUGCGCUCAGGAGUUCAGGAAGCCACACGGCCUGCGACGCCACAUGAUGACUCAGCAUCAAGACGCCGCCCACAAACCAAAGAGACUCCGCAGCUCGGUCCCCUCCUACGUCUGCAAGGUGUGCGGUGACACGUUUGGCAGGAAGUCCUUCCUCCUGAAGCACGUGGAGACUCACCUGCAGGAGCCGGCGUGCAGCUGUGGACUCUGUGGUCAACGCUACGAGUCGCCCGCCAGCCUCGCCGCUCACUUCCACUCCCACCGCGACCUCAGCAACACCUGCGACAUCUGUGGGAAGUGCUUCCCGGCCCACGCCGCGCUGCUGAUGCACAUGAGGAUCCACACGGGAGAGAAGCCCUACGCCUGCCACCUGUGCAGGAAGUCCUUCAACCAGAGCGGCAACCUGAAGAUGCACCUGAAGAUCCACAGCGGCGAGCGGGCGUUCUCCUGCAGCAUCUGUGGGAAGGGCUUCACCCAGAAGCAGACGCUGGACACGCACGUGCGCUUCCACAACAAGGAGAGGCGCUUCCUGUGCCAGGUCUGUGGGAAGGGCUUCAUGCAGGACGUGGACCUGAAGAGACACCUGCUGAUCCACACCGGGGAGAAGCCCUACGCCUGCAGGCUCUGUGGGAAGAGCUUCCAGGCCAAGCGCUCGCUCAACGGACACCUGAAGGUCCACACAGCAGGGGGCGCUGACCACGGGCCGGACCCGGACCAGGACCAGGACCAGGACCAGGACCCCGAGCCGCAGGGGACGGACAGCUGCUACUCAGGACUCCUCCAGCUGUAGAGUCCAGACUCCGGUCAGGACUCCUCCAGCUGUAGGGUCCAGACUCCGGUCCCGUCACUGCUCAGCUGGAGGAGUCGUUCAGAACUCACAGGAAACAUCAAACAGCUGCUUCCUGUUCCUGACGAGUUGAGACUCAGCUCAAGUUUCUCCUUUCGUCUGUUCAGUGACUUUUUAUACGAUUAAAGGUUCAGUUGAGAGAAUUUUUUCUCUCUCUCUCUCUCUCUCACACUCUGUCUCUCUCUCUCUCUCUCUCUCUCUCUCUCUCACACACUCUGUCUCUGUAAAGUAAAUUACUCUUUUGUAAAUAUCUUCUUAUGCUCUCAUAUUUUUAACUCUGUCAGGAAGUGUUUCACUUUUAAUAAACUUGAUUAGAAGAAGCAUAAGAAUAAAAACUCUAAAUCAAAAA
Limanda limanda (common dab) is the source of this 2542-nucleotide messenger RNA. Its product is annotated as zinc finger protein 723-like. The record is from RefSeq and is a predicted model, not a curated record. Gene Ontology annotation, cellular component: nucleus. Lineage: Eukaryota; Metazoa; Chordata; Actinopteri; Pleuronectiformes; Pleuronectidae. Bases 1 to 2136 code for a protein of 711 amino acids. The transcript is spliced from 3 exons.